This is a messenger RNA of Aplosporella prunicola CBS 121167, 2228 nucleotides long. RefSeq lists its product as uncharacterized. NCBI's taxonomy places the organism in Eukaryota, Fungi, Ascomycota, Dothideomycetes, Botryosphaeriales, Aplosporellaceae. The transcript has 5 exons. Gene Ontology annotation, biological process: phospholipid metabolic process. The record is from RefSeq and is a predicted model, not a curated record. The coding region runs from base 255 to 1793 and encodes 512 amino acids. Gene Ontology annotation, molecular function: phosphatidate phosphatase activity.
CGACAGCCCAUAAAGGUUCCCCACGUCUGACGCUGUUUGGGUUUCGCAGCGAGCAUGCGCGCCCGACAGCGGCAAGGCGAUCACAACUUUGAUUCAUCUCAGCCACACGCUGCCAAGGGCGCCCAGUCACCCCAAUUACCGCCGAGACGACGCGACACUCCACCAUCCCUGUGGCUUUAGGAUAAUAGCCAACCUAGCUGCUCCUCUGGCGCUCUCUUGCCCGUCUGCCCCCUACAACCCCAUGAGCCGCCAUCAUGGACGCGUGGAAUAACCAGAAGCUGCCCUUCUCCAAGAAGAAGCUCUCCAAGAAGGUCAUCCUAUCUUACAUCUUCGACUACCUGAUCAUCGUCAUCCUCAUCAUCGCUUUCUACGCUCUAGAUUCCGUCGAGCCCUACCACCAGCACUUCGCCUUGCAAAACUACACCCUACAGUAUCCAUACGCCGUCCAUGAGCGUGUCCCGGUCUUCGACCUGUGUCUCAUAGCCGUGCUCGCUCCGGCCAUCAUAAUCGCCAUAUACACCCUCGUCAUCGAUGGCCUCUUCUCCGCCAACAAACCGCCCGCCGGUCCAUCGGGAAGGAGGAAGUUGACGGGGAAAUACCGGAUGAAGGACAGGCUGUGGGAGCUGAACUGCGGUGUCCUGGGGCUGCUCCUGUCCGUCGGAGCGGCCUUCACUAUUACUGGCACGCUGAAGAAUGCGGUGGGCAAGCCGAGACCGGACUUGAUCGAUCGCUGCCAACCAAUCCCCGGAUCCGUAGACCCUAUUCCCUACGGACUUUCGAACCACAGCAUCUGUACGCAGAAAGACAACAACAUUCUCAAGGACGGCUUCAGGAGCUUUCCCUCCGGCCACAGCAGUACUGCUUUCGGAGGACUCUUUUACCUCUCGAUCUACCUGGCCGCCAAGAUGCACGUUCUCGAUUCCAAGGGCGAAGUUUGGAAGUCUUUCAUUGUGCUUGUCCCGACUCUCGGCGCCGCGCUGAUUGCAGCUUCCCGUAUCAUGGACGCACGUCACCACCCAUUCGAUGUCAUCACCGGCAGUAUGAUUGGUCUUCUGACUGCUUGGGGCGCCUACCGUCAAUACUUCCCUCCUGUGAGCGAGACUUGGCGCAAGGGCCGUGCCUAUCCGAUUCGGAGCUGGGGAAGGGAGCCCCAGCCCCCGGAUGCGACGUUCAGGACUGACGAAGGUGUCGAACCAAUGCGCGGACAACCCCAUCCACUGAAGCCGAUCGACGAAGAAUCGCCAUUCAAUGCCUCCACGACCGCGCUCUCGAGCGCUGGCCCCGAACCCGGUACCGGGAAUGGCAACCUCUUCCGCCAACAGAUCUCCAACAGUCAGCGCCAUCGCGCAGCAGCCAUAGAGGCGUACAGCGGCUCGCAACCCACACCUAGUUCCAUGUACAGUGCCGACCUAAACCGCGCACCUACCACCACGACGUACAGCUCACAACUUCCUGCUGCGAACCCUUAUGAUGACCCUAACCCUUUCAGCGACUACAGUUCCACGCGCCGAAGACGCAACGAUGGAUACACGAGCAGUUCGUCUGAAGACGAGGCUGACGAGUUCGAGCUGCAGCGCAGCUACACAUUGCGCAGCCCGCAAGGAGCGGCUAAUCCAAUGAUGGGCGCCUACGAUUCGGAUACGACGUAUCACCGACCGAAUGUUCCGACGGCAAUGGGAACGAGGAACCUGACCGGUGGCCGGGUGCCACCUGGGGAGGAAGCGGAUCUGGGCACCGGCGGCGGCAUCACGAGUCCACCUGUGCCGGCGCAUACCGUUGCCUACCCAAGGUGAUCUAGCGGAAUCGUAUGGGGCGAGGAGAGCUUUCUUAAAUCUCAUCCCGGACGAGAGAUGGGGGAGAUUGGACAUAGGGGUAUGUAUUUCACUUGGGCGUUUUAGGGUGGGGUAUAUCUUCUUCUCUUUGAGCGUUGGCGCUUUUGUGCACAGUCUUUCCUGUGUUCAUAGAUUUUUUGGUAGUUCACGGACUGCCGGUUUACGAUCACGAAUAGGGAAAAGUAUGUACUCUUUUUUCCUCGAGACUUUGCGCGGAUGUAGGGUCUGGUGAUGGGCGGUCUCCGAAAGUCGAGGUGUCGAUGGUCCUAUUGGCUCUCGUUGGACGCUGAAUAUCUUGAACAUUAAUAGAAGCUGCGAUCAACACUUGACACUCGACGCUCCCCACAUCCCACGGCAAUAAAACACCUAUCCAUGUACACAUGCGAUUGAUCUUCG